UAGGGUGAUAUGUUAGCUCUUCCCUUUCUUUAUUUAAUCAAAAUCUUUUGAUUCUUCUUACAUUUAACUUGUCCCAUGAGCAUUAUAAAUAGCUUGUGCUUGUAUUUAUAUUUCACAAGAAACUCUUAGUUGUAGCAAAGAUGAAAACCAAACAUUUUAUCUUCAUGUAUUUCUAUGCACUGCUUUUUAUCUUUGUUGUGGCAAUUGAGCCUUAUGAAGAUGGAGAAAAGACUGGUGAAAUAGAAGAAUCAAAGACAGAUAAUACAGUAAAUCUCUAUGAAUUUUGGCCAGACGAGAGUGGAAACAAAAAAAAUGGUGAUUGCACCGGUGAAAAAGUCACACGUUUUCCGAGUGGCGGAAGAGAGGGCUACGGUGGAAAAGUCACACUCAUUCCCGGUGGUGCCAAAGUCAUUCCCUAUCCUGGUGAUGGUGAUCAAAAUGGAAAAAAAGGUGACUGUGGAAAGGGGGCGGGUGUAGAAAGUAAGCGGCAGUGAGAUGAUAUUUUUUUUGCACAUUUAUAUUUCUUCCGGCCUUAUUUAUAAACAAAAGUUGCUUUUUAAAUUCAUUGAAAAACCAAUGUAUCUAGCUUAAAUAUAGGAAACUCACUUAUCCAUUAUAGAAAGAAAAAAAAAAUACCCCGGAGAAAAAUAUAAAGGACUCUAAGAAAAAUAUAUAAAAAUGAAAUAACUUUGUAACUCCUCGAGAAUUAAAGCAACCAUUAACCUUUGAAUGUUAACAAAAAAUUAGUGUGGUGGUUUUAUUAUCAAUGGAAAAAGCAAUGUUAAAUAAAAUUUAUUAUAAUAAUUUAAUAAAUAAUUUUGUUUCAAAAGAUUACAUAAAUAUAAAUAAAAUAAUUUUGAUAAAA
Molecule: messenger RNA, 865 nt
Organism: Trifolium pratense (red clover)
Lineage: Eukaryota; Viridiplantae; Streptophyta; Magnoliopsida; Fabales; Fabaceae
Exons: 2
Coding region: 141-494 (117 amino acids)
Source: RefSeq, a predicted model, not a curated record